CAAGACCAAACCAAAACCAAACACAAAAUGUCCCGCCUCAUCCUCGUCCUCCUCACCCUCCUCACCCUCGCCCUCGCGGCGCCCCCGCAACCCUGGUACGAAAAAUACCAGCAACGCCGGGUGAUGGUCCCCCAAUCCUACUACGAAGGCCUCUCCCUCCGCCGCCAAAAACCCAUCAACCCCAACUCCGUCCGCGACGUCGUCUGCCUCGACACCUCCACCCGUUUCGUCCUCUACGACGAAUACGCCGCCUCCCUCGCCAUCUGCGGUUCCAUCGCGGGCCCGCUGGCCACACGCUGCGGCGGUAGCCCCGCCGAGACGGUCGGCCGCUCGGGCAAGGCUGUCUUUGAGCUGCAGGCGACGGAGCGCGCCGCGGGAGCCACCAUCAAUGUGUCCAAGGACCGGUGGGCGCGCUGCGUGGCCGCGGCGCGCGAGGCGUGUCCGCAGGGGAGCUUUGAGGGGGUUUGUGUGGGUGGGGCGACGAAGGGGGAUGUGAAGUUUCGGUUGGGGAGUGUUUGAAUGUUGAGAUUUUGUUGUGUUUUGUUUUGUUUUGUUUUGCUUUGGGGGUGGGGGUGGUUUUCUUUGGUUGUCUUGUUUUUGGGCUGGAGUAAAGGGGUGGUUGGGUUGGGUUGGUUGGCUUGACGGCGUUCGACUGGGUUUUGGGAAUCUGUCUUGUCUUGUGAUGGCUGGGCAAGUCUGGUUAAGAGGUAGAUCCUCUGGGGCAUAGAUAAACUAUGAGAAAGGGGAGGACCAAAGAGUCCUCCGAGAUGAUCACAUCUUGUGCCCAUGAGCAGACCAAGAGAGUGCCCAUCUUGCCUAGAGUCGAGCAGCCCGACUCGUAGGAUGGUGAGGAUAGUGGUGCAAAACCGUUGUUUCUGGAUUCAAAAACAAUAAAUGGGUAUCAAACUGUAUGCCUCAGCAGCGGAACCACCCGCGUUCCCCAAUAUAUCCGCCUCAAACCUCC
This is a messenger RNA of Chaetomium fimeti, 964 nucleotides long. RefSeq lists its product as uncharacterized. Bases 28 to 519 code for a protein of 163 amino acids. The transcript is spliced from 2 exons. NCBI's taxonomy places the organism in Eukaryota, Fungi, Ascomycota, Sordariomycetes, Sordariales, Chaetomiaceae. The record is from RefSeq and is a predicted model, not a curated record.